Musa acuminata subsp. malaccensis (wild Malaysian banana) is the source of this 1744-nucleotide messenger RNA. Its product is annotated as O-fucosyltransferase 24. Lineage: Eukaryota; Viridiplantae; Streptophyta; Magnoliopsida; Zingiberales; Musaceae. Gene Ontology annotation, cellular component: cytoplasm. The record is from RefSeq and is a predicted model, not a curated record.
CUUCUUCCCGUUUCUUUUGUUGUCUUCCAAUGGUAUAAGAACCUGAGUGCAAGCUAUCAAAUCUCCUUCCGUUGGAUUAUAGGCAUCCGUUUCAGUGUAUAAAGUCUCAACCUGUAACGGCUGAGCACAACUCCAAGCCAUGCCCCCCCACACCUACAUCUCCGUCACACGGAAGCCCUUAUCCCUCAAGCCAUUUCUAAGAUCACCCGGAGCAUCAAUCUACAAGCUCCUCCUCCCCUCUCCUCUCCGUGCCGGCCGCUGCUUGCUUCCCUUUCUGGCCUUCUGGGCACUGCUCAGCAUAUCCCAGCUCCACCCCUCCCUCCCCAUCUCCUGCUCUCCUCACCUCCACCAUGUCAGGCUGAGCUGGAGGCCCCGACGGGGACCCGUAGACGAGUUCUGGAAAUGGGCGCAGUCGGAGGUGCCGCAGCUCGUGCCGUGCACCAACUACAGCGAGCCGCACCGCCAUGCGUCGAUCUCGGGGAAGUACAUGCUGGUGGUGGUCUCGGGAGGGCUGAACCAGCAGCGAAACCAGAUCAUCGACGCCGUGGUGGUCGCCAGGAUCCUGGAGGCGGUGCUCGUCGUCCCGGUGUUUCAGGUCAACCAAGUUUGGGGUGACGACAGUGAAUUUGGUGAUAUAUUUGAUGUUGAGCAUUUCAAGAAGACGUUGAAGGAUGAUGUGGUGGUGGUCUCGUCGUUGCCGGCGACGCACAUAAGAAAACGGCGAGUUAGGGCGCCGUCGAUGCCGUUCAAUGCCGACGAGGGUUGGAUUCGGAGUAAUUACUCGAGCAAGCUUGACCGAGACACCGUCUUGCUUCUCCGAGCAUUUGACUCCAGGCUCGCAAAGCAUCUCAGUGUCGAUCUACAAAAGCUUCGGUGCAAGGUGGCUUUUGAGGCUUUAAGAUUCAAGCCAUGGAUCGAGUCACUGGCGAAUAGUUUUGUUGAGAGAAUGGAGGAAGAAGGACCCUUCUUGGCCUUGCACCUUCGUCUAGAGAAGGAUGUGUGGGUGAGGACAGGGUGUCACUCAGGAUUGGGUAUCGAAGCAGACCUUGCAAUAGAAAGAAUACGUUCUUCCAAACCACAUCUCCUGACUUCACGUUCCAAGCUCACUGCUCAGGAGCGUUCUCAUGCCGGUCUUUGCCCUCUGAACGCCAAUGAGAUAUCCAGGUUGCUCAAAGGACUUGGUGCACCAAGAAAUAUAAGAAUUUACUGGGCUGGUGGUGAGCCAUUUGGAGGAGUAAAGGCAUUGCAACCACUCGAGUCUCAGUACCCAAACUUGUUCAACAAAUGGGACCUCGCAAAUCCUCAAGAACUAGAUGGAAUUAAGGAUAAACCAUCCAUUAUGGCAGCACUAGAUUACAUUGUUUGUCUCAGAAGUAGAGUGUUCUUGGCAAGCCAUGGGGGGAAUAUGGCACGUUCGUUACAGGGGCAUCGAACUUUCAUUGGUAGCGGAAAGAACAUUAAGCCAAAGAAGAAGUUAUUAGUGCAGUUAUUCCUUGAUGGGAGCUUAACUGAUGCAGAGAUGAGGAAUCGGAUACAGCAUAUACAUAGAGAAUCUACUGAUCUAUCAUCGAUCAUGAAAAAUCAAUCUAAGAUCGAUGUGAUUGCGUUUCCUACACCAUAUUGCAUGUGUAGUGGAGGAAGGAGUAGUAAUGUCUCGGCUUCCAAUUAGCUUUUCGAUCUCAUAUCCAUUAGUUUUUUGUAUGGCUUGAAUAUAUGGUUAUAUAAAUAUACAAGUAAAAUUGUA